AUGGCGAACUGCGAUUGGGGUGGUUCAUGUAUCAACUCGGACCCUUUCACACCCUUUUUCGAUUUCCGCGCCGUUCACAAAAUCGAUGGGCACUCACUAUGCCCCACAGGUGACAGAGAAAACCCCCUUACCACUCGUCAUUCUUCGCGCCCGGUCCGGGCAGUUACAGUUUCUGAAGUUUAUAGGUGUUGCGGUAUGCUCCACUGGCUUGCGGCGUGUACGGCCCUUGAACACGUUUCGUUUGAAAUUGUGGUGCACCGUGACGACUUUGGUCUGAGUUUCCCAAAUGUUGAUAGAUUCAGUGCCCCAAAAUUCCGACAGGCCCUUCUUCCUUUCAGUGGAACGCUCAAGACCCUUCGCGUGGCGGCUGAUGAGAGUUUUUAUAUUGACCUGGAGUGGCAAUACGAGGACAUAGAAGAGGAGCCGUUUGGGUCAUUCAAGGAAUUUGUUGUCCUCCAGGAUUUCGUGGUGCGACAUUCCCACCUAAUAAGACUAUUCCCUUCUCGCUCGAGUGGUGAGGAUAGAAAGCCAUUUGUUGACAUUCUUCCGCCCUCCCUCAAGAGCCUAAGUGUGAAAGAUAUUGUGGAUGAAGGCUAUCCUGAUCUCUUGUUUGGAGCUUUCAAUGUUGUUGCGACACAAGCAUUCCUUUCUUCGACGUGA
This is a messenger RNA of Aspergillus bombycis, 660 nucleotides long. RefSeq lists its product as uncharacterized. Bases 1 to 660 code for a protein of 219 amino acids. The record is from RefSeq and is a predicted model, not a curated record. NCBI's taxonomy places the organism in Eukaryota, Fungi, Ascomycota, Eurotiomycetes, Eurotiales, Aspergillaceae. The transcript has a single exon.